Messenger RNA from Wyeomyia smithii (pitcher-plant mosquito), 505 nucleotides. RefSeq lists its product as uncharacterized. Lineage: Eukaryota; Metazoa; Arthropoda; Insecta; Diptera; Culicidae. The transcript has 2 exons. The coding region runs from base 67 to 426 and encodes 119 amino acids. The record is from RefSeq and is a predicted model, not a curated record.
CAGUAUAAUUUUAUUAGCAACGAAUCACGCGCUUCAUCGUUCCAACAACCAACUUCACAGUAAAACAUGAAACUGCUGCUGUCCAGCUGCUUCCUUUUGUUCGCGUUUGCGGUGUUGAUUCACGCGGAUAGCAAUCAAUGGGGACGCCGAGUGCCGGGCGACAGAUUGCUUAAUUCAACCACCAUCGUGAAUAACUCUCUUCCGGUUCCGAUCAAAUCCACCGUUUAUCAGCACCUACCACCGCCAGGCGCUGUACGGCCUCCCAAGCUGAGCUACAUUGUGGCCCGGGACAAUGUGAAACCAUCUGGUCUAGGCGGUUUUGCAGCACUGAUAUCUGGCGGUAUCAAUCAGACGAGAGCCUCCGUUAAGCUCACCUCACGACCGAACUUGGGCUUCAACUUCACCGUUGAGGUGUACGGAAAAUAGUAGCAGCAGGUAUAGGAGGAACGGUUAAGCAUUCGAUGUUUUGCUUGCAAAUUAUCUGAAUAAAUUCAUUCGAAAGUGA